Messenger RNA from Lindgomyces ingoldianus, 3222 nucleotides. RefSeq lists its product as uncharacterized. Lineage: Eukaryota; Fungi; Ascomycota; Dothideomycetes; Pleosporales; Lindgomycetaceae. The transcript is spliced from 4 exons. The record is from RefSeq and is a predicted model, not a curated record. Bases 1 to 3222 code for a protein of 1073 amino acids.
AUGUCUUUUUUCGCAGGCCUCCGUCCACACUCUCGUUCAUCCCACAUCUCCUCCGACACCGCCAAACCCUUCAACUCCCACGCCUUGAGAAGCAAUUCCACUCUCGCCUCGACUGUACCUCCUCGGUCUGCAAGAGGCAUGGCCGGCGUGCUCGACAUUGAGAGGUCCCGAACCCGCCGCGAGAGGACCUUCAUUGGGAGCGAGUGCGCCGUCUGCGAAGAGCCGCUAGAACACACACUCCGUGGCGAACGCAUCCUGCAGCUCUCGUGUGGACAUGUCUCCCACGAAGCCUGCUUCUACGAAUACAUCCGCGAGUUCGAGUCGCAACACUGCCCGACAUGCAAUGCGACUCUGGGCUUGGACACUAGCCGAGGUGGCAACGUGCUAGAUCUAGAGAAACUCAGCACAAUCGUUCGAUCGGUGCAGCACGAUUCCAGCCAGGGGGGUAGAAGCAGCCAGAACACGCCAACACCAUGGGAGACACAGACGAUUUCUGACAGCCUCAGCCAUAGUCAGAGUCAGAGCCACAGCCAUGGACGCCCGCGCAACGACAGCGAUCCAAGCGGACGCUACCCGCCCCCGCAUCUCCGCCAGCGCGACAGCAGCCACAGCCGGGAACGCUCGGAGCGGAUGGGCUCAUCCAUGUCCCGCCAGCAUAUGAGGAGCGACAGCGGGGCAACCGGUGCAGCAUCAUCUGGCGACUAUGCGGCUACGCACGAUGGCAGAAGACAUGACUACGAUGUGCAGUCCAUGGAGAGUAGCCUGAGUAGCCCGCGCGGCCUGCUGAGGAGCCCUAUUCCCGCGCCAAUGGUGACGGUCCGCAGCGAGUUCCCAACUCUCAGCCGGUCGCGCCAGCAGCAGAGCCUGACGUGCUUGGUGACGGUCGAGGUGGUUGAGGGGAAGUGGAGGGCGGAUCCCGAGGACAUGCGCGGCGCACCGCCACUUCCCUCCAUCCAGAGCACAACCGACCACUUUGGCCGAGCCAAAUCUCCCCCUCACAGCCGGCCCUUCGACAACGCAUACGAGUCAGCCGAGGCCCUCGACGAGAUCACUGAGGACCUACACGCCCGCGUCGACAACUGGCAUGGCCUUGACUUCUCGCGUUUCGGGAAGCUACGCCUGCACGGCCAUGUACGUGUGGGCAAGGAUCGUCAGUCGUGGCAGGAGCUGGAGUGCUAUCUCUUCUCCGAGAUGCUUAUCUGCGUCAAGGAGAAGAAGACUGCCCAACCUACGCAGUGGGACGCCGCCGAGUCCGCCAGCCGGAAGCCCAAAUGCACCCUGAAGGGGUCCAUCCUCAUCAAGAAGCACCUGAACCAGGUCGAGCACUCCCCCGAUGAUGCCAUUCUGACCCUGAGCCUUUCCGUCGCCGAGCUGCCGUCCUUCCACUUGCAGUUCCAAAACCGGAGCCAGCUCGAGUUGUGGAGGCGCGCACUGAUGGAUAUCAGGAUGGACUUCCCGCCGCCCACUAGGAUGCCGGACUACGACCAUGACAACUCUGGUACCGAUGAAGAAGACUACAAGGUAUCAAAACCCAGGCGGGUAUCUUCCGUGAAUUCAUCAUCCUACGGAGCCGCAAGAUCGAAUGUCACCGCGCCCACCGAGUACACCAACUCGCGUGCUGGCCUACCAGAACCGCGGCUUGCUGGACCAAUCCACGUGCCUCUCGAUAUGGUGGUCGUCAUCCCCGUCUCUUCCUCCAUGCAGGGUCUCAAGAUUAACCUGCUACGCGAUACCCUGAAGUUCCUUGUUUCCAAUCUAGGAGAGCGGGAUCGUAUGGGGCUGGUUACCUUUGGCUCCAGUGGGGGAGGCGUGCCCAUUGUCGGCAUGACAAGCAAAGCCUGGAACGGCUGGCCGAAGGUGCUUGACUCCAUCCGCCCGGUAGGACAGAAGAGCCUGCGGGCCGACGUGGUCGAGGGUGCAAACGUUGCCAUGGACCUCCUUAUGCAGCGCAAGUCGAACAAUCCCGUAUCCAGCAUCUUGCUCAUCAGUGAUUCGUCCACUUCGGAUGCGGAGAGUGUUGAUUUUGUCGUUUCUCGAGCCGAGGCUGCCAAGGUCGCCAUUCACUCCUUCGGUCUCGGUCUCACCCACAAACCAGACACUAUGAUCGAACUAUCCACCCGGACCAAGGCAUCCUAUACCUAUGUCAAAGACUGGAUGAUGCUUCGAGAGUGCGUGGCUGGAUGCCUAGGCUCCCUCCAAACUACCUCACAUCAAAAUGUCAAACUAAAGUUGCGCCUUCCGGAGGGAUCUCCCGCGAAAUUCGUCAAAAUCAGCGGCGCAUUACAGAUUACGAAACGCGCCACUGGACGGGAUGCCGAGGCCUCACUGGGCGACCUCCGUUUUGGCGACAAGAGAGAUAUUCUUGUGCAGUUGGCCAUCUCUCCCGAUACGGCUUCACCAGAGCAACUUCCCCAAGACCCCUGGGAAACAAUCGUUUCAGGUUUAGAAGCAUUAGGCGGCCCUUUGGACCAGGAUGAAUCACGAAGCCUCAGCGUUGAAGAGGUGCCUCUGAUACAAGCUGACCUUACUUACGGCGAUAUUCUCCGGGAGGGCACUCUUUCUCAUCUUCCUCGUCAAUCUCUUUUGGCAAUUACAAUUCUACCUUCGAACUCGAAGAAGAAUUCAAAUGGGCGUCCGUCGACACCUCCCAUUCCUCCACACCCUCAUGUAGUGCAGCGGCGUAUGGAGUUGUUGACGUCGGAUAUGUUAACGCGCGCACUGACUCUUGUUUCCCGUGGCCAGCACGAGCGAGCUCAUCAUCUUUUGAGUGAGACUAGGAGCAUACUAAAGGGGCUCGGCAAAGGCGGCUUACCUCCACUUCCUCCCCCUCCCGGUAAUCGGCGUAACGAUCCACCAAGCGCAUCUGGGAGUGCUGGACAGUCACCGACAGUCGAUAGUAGCGAUCGACCAAGGACCCCUUCCCCUCAUGCAGAGAAUCCUUUUACUCCCGCGGCAGGCAUCGACGCAACGACAAUGCAUGCGCUUGAUGCAGAGCUGGAAUCCUCCCUCGAAUGGAUCAACCACCCUGCAGUCUUCGGCCGGGAUUCACGCAAGGCAGUCCUACAAGCUAUUGGAGUAAUCAGUUCACAACGGGCUUACACAUUCCGCACCCCUUCCGAAUCCCUUUGGGCAGAGCGCAUUACUGGUGUCAAGCGGCUGUCGGAGCGAUCGCGCGAAUGGCGUGAGGCUGGUGACGACCAAGCACUCAUGGAAGAAACUUAA